Molecule: messenger RNA, 231 nt
Organism: Rhodofomes roseus
Lineage: Eukaryota; Fungi; Basidiomycota; Agaricomycetes; Polyporales; Fomitopsidaceae
Exons: 2
Coding region: 1-231 (76 amino acids)
Source: RefSeq, a predicted model, not a curated record
AUGUCCUCUCAACACGUCCUCAACCAUGACGAUAAUGUCUACCUUGCCGUGACCGUGUCACCGUCUUCGCGAUUCAUGGCGAACCCGGAGCAGCUCGCCGUCCAUCCGUCGCUCACCCACCUCGGAAUGGUAGGGGAGAUCCUCUCUUCUCUCAACGGACUGGACGGCGUGAAGCACGUAGAUGUGCAGGGGCCCCCGCGUAUGAGGGCGAAGCGCGGUGAUGAGCUGUAA